Messenger RNA from Halichondria panicea, 2467 nucleotides. Its product is annotated as sushi, von Willebrand factor type A, EGF and pentraxin domain-containing protein 1-like. The coding region runs from base 210 to 1451 and encodes 413 amino acids. The transcript is spliced from 10 exons. NCBI's taxonomy places the organism in Eukaryota, Metazoa, Porifera, Demospongiae, Suberitida, Halichondriidae. Gene Ontology annotation, molecular function: protein binding. The record is from RefSeq and is a predicted model, not a curated record.
GACCAAGGAGCUUGUCUCAAUUGCCCAAUGAAUACAUUAACGGAUAUGGAUGGUGCUGCAAUUUGCAGCUGUCUAAAUGGAUUCUUUAGAGAUGAGCAAACUAACGAAGGCCCGGAAGUAGAUUGUAUACUGUUAGCCUCUCAUGGACCAGACCUGAAGUCACUGGAAGAGAUGACUUCCACUACUCCAUUGAGUACAUUGAUCCUGACAUGCUUCGGUUGUUCAUACUCAGCAAUGGAAACUAUGUCAAUUCUGCACUCACAGUCUCCUACACAGUCCCUAACCUGCGUCCCAACACACCAUACACCAUACGAGUGACCACUCACAAUGGAGUCAGCGACCAAGACAAUGAGAAUGAAGCUCUGAGGAUAGCUUAUCGGUUCAUCAAAACGAUGGAGAAAGUUCCAAGUGUCCCACGAGAUGUCCAAAUACUCUCAGGAGUUGUUGUGUGGGGACCCCCAGCUGAGCCUAAUGGAGUUAUCACUGGCUACCAGUUGAGGUUUUCUGGUUCCUUCACUCGUACUAUCAACAAGUUGCCAUCUGAGAGCCAUCACGUUGUUACUGAAGACAAUAUCAAUCUUGGCAGUAACACCAUUCAAGUUUUAGUACGAGCAAGUACAUCUGCUGGCUCUGGACCGUACAGUAGUCCGAUACAGUACACAGGAAAGUCUUGUCCUGAACCUCCAACUUGCCCCCCUACAAUGCCCCCUACAAUUCCCCCCACAACCUGUCCUCCAGGUACCCCCUGUCCUAAGGUUACAUACCCUACUGCACUCCCAGGGACAGUCCUACUGUUGCCAUCAUUGAACUGUUUCACAGUACUGGUUCGGGAGUGUCCUAGUCUGACUAGUCCCACAAAUGGAAGGGUGCUUGUGUCUUCAAGAUCUUCCUAUGGGAUUGCUACUUAUACCUGUAACACUGGCUACACUCUGAGUGGGUCCUCUACACGUACCUGUCAGACCAAUGGAUUGUGGAGUGAAACUGCACCAACAUGCGUACUAUGCCCUGAACUAUCUCAACCAUCGGAUGGAACUGUGACUAUAACUUCAGGUGCCCCUGGGGGCAGAGCCAUAUACACAUGUAACACUGGCAAUAAUCUGAUUGGCUCCUCUACACGUUUUUGUCUAAUAUCUGGAAUAUGGAGUGGAAAUGCACCAACUUGUCAAGAGACUCUGCCGGAGAAUUGUGGCAAUAUUAACGGAAUGUACACACCUUGUAAGGAAGGACAAGAUGGACUGGUCAACUAUCCUGAGCUUGUUCGUCCUCCCAACGGCUCUCCACCAAACGAGGGCAUGGCUUGCUGUGCUCCCAACUCUCACCCCACCACCUCUCUCACCUUCAGAGUUCACAGUGCCACUGAUGGAACUACUGGUGAUGAAGGAUGUGAGCGCAACGUAAGGUGUGAGUGUGAUGCUGGGUACAGACUGAAUGCAGCUGGAACAGGAUGUUAAGGUUGCACAAACUACUUUUAACAUUUAGGUUGUGAAGCUGGUAUAUGAGCCGAGGGUGAUCCACAAGACUCUUGCUUGCCUACAUACAUACAUACAGGCGUAUCAUGUGACAAGCUUUCAGUACCGGAGAAUGGAGCUAUAGUACAUGAAUGAUGGUUCCUUUGUCCUGUACAUGUGCAACAAUGCCUGGCUACUCACUAUCUGGCUCUAACUUCAGAGAGUGUAGACCUAAUGGACGCUGGGCAGGGAGAGAGCCGACCUGCAUUAAGGAUUGUGAAUCAUUCGAGGAUGGCUUUGAGAAUGGUAAGAUGGAGGUGACUGGAGUGACGCUGGGCUCACUGGCAGUGUUUGAGUGUGAUGCACCCUACGAGCUGGUCGGCAGAACACAGAGACAGUGUAUCAGUGGACUGGGCAACAACCGAUUCAUUCGUUCAUUCCCCCUGCGUGUGACAAUGAAGGUGAAGUGUUCAGUACGUGUGCCUCGGCUUGUCCAUCCACCUGCAAAGACCCCGCCCCAUUCUGCAUAGCCCUCUCUGUCUCUCUGGAUGCUCCUGCAUGUCCUCUGGGAAAUGUCUUAGACGAGACACGAUCGAAAUGCAUCAACCCUGACCAAUGUUCAUCCCCCACUCACCUUUGAACCAAAUGGCUCUAGUGUACAACUGAGUGAUAUCGGUGAAGACGAUAAUGGAUUAAUAUUUCGGGCUGAUUGUUGCCAAGCAAGGAGGAUUGGAAUUCCAAUCAGUUGAAAAUUUGUGUGCGAGAGCCACAGGAGAUGAGAUAUAUCGAAACAGAGGAGAUAAAGUUAUUCGAUUGAAUCGUCAGCCUUACUCUAGUAGCUCUAUACUGGGAAAGCAGCUCUGCCAGGACUCUAUCGUUGUGAUAUACCCAGCUCAGAGACGGAAACUGAGUAACUGACAAAGUGUGUGUUAAUAUUGUAUUGUGAAACUGAACUGAAUAGAUUAGUGUAAGUAAUUUUGCCUAGCUUGUUUAUCUACAUGUCUCAUUAUAUAUUUUUA